UUUUAAGUGACCUUAUUUGAGUUGUUGGGAUUCAUAAUACCAAUAUUGAUAAAUAGAGUAUCUUUAUUUAUUUUAUAAUAUAUUAUUAUUUGAUGAUAGCCUGUCUGUAAAUUAUGUUAAUUAUUAAAAAUUAGGUACUUGUUGGAUAAUUAAUAUUUUUAUAUUAUUUUAUAGUAUCCUUUCUAAUGGAUAGCUAACAAACUAUAUAUUGAAGAGUAAUGUUUCCCCUAACUUAUAUAAUAUUCCCGCAUGUGUGGUCUAUAACUUCUGUGUUUCAUAACAAUUUAUGGGCAUGGUAACGUUAAUUUAUUGAUUUAUUUAGUAAAUAUGUAAGAUACAAACAUUAUUAAUAAUAGUAAACAUUUUUUACACAAUGGCCGAACAAAACACAGAAAACGUUGAUGAAAAUUAUAAAGAAAAUUCAGAAUAUCUAAAACCAACACCUCAAUAUACAAUAUUUGAUGAAUAUCACAAUGAAGAGUUAUUAUACCCAAAUGAAAAGUUAGGAAUACUGAAGAAAAAGUUAGAAAUCGUGAGGUCAAAGGUGGAUAGAAAAUUUAAAAGAACCCUCUCCCCUUUAAGGCGACCUACGGACAAUGCACCUUUACACGAAGUAUACAAAAAUGUAAUUAAUAAAGACUCGUUUACCAUUUUAGCCUCGAUUUUAGCUAAUGAAAACAACGGUUGUAGUACAUCAACUGAAAAUCAAAAAAUUAAACCUACAGAAAACAAUUUAAAAUCUGCUUACAAUGAUAACGCAAAUAUUCAAAAGUCCAAUAAACCGUUAAAUAUUGAAAAAACUAAUCAAACAAACUCCCAAGAUAUUAAUGAAAAUUCUAAAUCCUUGAAUAUUACACAAGAUGAUACGAAGAAAAUUGCUUCAAAUAAAAAAAAUACACGAUCGCUGAAGAAGAAUGUUAAACAACGUAGUAAAAUUGCGUCUGUCGAUAAAGCAAAAUAAUAAAAAUAUAUUAAUGAUUAUUACAACUUACGAAUUAUAAAAAAAAAUGUUCUUUCGAGUUAACAUAGUUUACCCUUUUUUAUUAAAUCUAUUUUAUAUCAUCAUUACCCAUAUGUGUGGGUGUUAAUUUAUUAACAAACAUAAAUUAAUUAAUUGUAGACAUUUAAUAUUAACAAAAUUAUU
This is a messenger RNA of Myzus persicae (green peach aphid), 1144 nucleotides long. RefSeq lists its product as uncharacterized. Bases 374 to 961 code for a protein of 195 amino acids. Lineage: Eukaryota; Metazoa; Arthropoda; Insecta; Hemiptera; Aphididae. The transcript is spliced from 2 exons. The record is from RefSeq and is a predicted model, not a curated record.